ACUCUCUUCUCUUCUUCAAUCUUCUCCUCUUCUCUUCUUUUCUUCUCUUCUUUUCCAUGGCGAAUAAUGAAGAUAAAGACCAAUUUCACUUUGACCCUUUCUAUUACAACAAUCAUGAACUCAACCAAUCAAACUUUCCCUUGUUUAGAAUGAUUACUAAUACUUCUUCUUCAUCUCAUCAUCAUCAAGAAGGGUUUAUUGAUAACAACACUACAAGUUUCACUGAUUGUUUGUUACAUGGUAAUUCCAUGGAUUAUAACACUCUCUCUAGAGCCUUUGACUUGUCUUGUUCUUCACCUGAAGUCAUCUCAUCAUCCAUUGAUGAAAACAAGAAUCAACUACCAUCAUCAAGUGUUGUUGGUGGAGACUCAACAACACUCAAUUCCUCAGUUUCUUCUUCAUCUAAUGAAGCUGAUGCUUCACUUACUGAAGAAGACUCAUCAUCCAAAAGUACCAAGAAACAUGAGAAGCAACCAAAAGGGUGUCAACAAGAAGAAGAAGAAGAUGCAAAGUCCAAGAAAGAGAAUAAUAAGAAUAAGCCAAAGAAGAAAGAGAAAAAGCCAAGAGAGCCACGCUUUGCAUUCAUGACCAAAAGUGAGAUUGAUCACCUUGAAGAUGGAUAUAGAUGGAGAAAAUAUGGACAGAAAGCAGUAAAAAAUAGUCCAUAUCCAAGGAGUUAUUAUAGAUGCACUACUCAGAAGUGCAAUGUGAAGAAGAGAGUGGAGAGGUCAUACCAAGACCCAUCAAUUGUGAUCACAACAUAUGAAGGGCAGCACAACCACCACUGCCCGGCGACGCUGCGCGGCAGCGCCGCCACCGUGUUUGCUUCUUCACCUUCCCUUUUUGCUUCCACAUCCCUAAUAAGGCCAACAAGUUUCCCCCAAGAUUUCCUCUCUCAAUUGCUUCCAACUUACACUACUAACAAUAGUAACACCCAUCAACCACUAAUAAAUAAUAAUAAUCAUCAUCAAAACCCUAUUUUCCAAUUAAACCUUGGCCAUAAUCCUCAUUAUCCUCCUCCUCCACCGCCAUCACAAGAGCAUCAAGAACAACAUCAUCUUCAAUUCCCUCAUGACUAUGGCUUGUUGCAAGACCUACUACCUUCAUUCCCAGGCAAACAAGAACCUUAAUUUUGAAUUGCACUUCUCAAAAUGCAAUCUUGUUAGUAGGGUUUAAUUAUCACCGCUUUGAUCCAUCUUGCAACCGCAGUUAUGAUCAUGUUGUUAUUAUUAUUAUUAUUAUUAUACAUUUUUUCUGUAAUUUUUAUGUAUCUUAAUAUAUAUAGCUGC
Messenger RNA from Arachis duranensis, 1289 nucleotides. Its product is annotated as WRKY transcription factor 71-like. The record is from RefSeq and is a predicted model, not a curated record. Gene Ontology annotation, biological process: regulation of DNA-templated transcription. The coding region runs from base 57 to 1130 and encodes 357 amino acids. The transcript is spliced from 3 exons. Gene Ontology annotation, molecular function: DNA-binding transcription factor activity; sequence-specific DNA binding. Lineage: Eukaryota; Viridiplantae; Streptophyta; Magnoliopsida; Fabales; Fabaceae.